ACCUACGCGCCGCCAAGUCGCGGGCUUUUAUAUAAAAGCAUCUGCGGAUACGUUUCUAGCAUCACUUUGGUAUCGUCCUUGCCACGAGUAUCGUCUGGUUCAAUCACUCGAGAUUAAUUUCCCAACAGUCGUUGUGAUUUAUCGGUCAUACACCAAAGGUACACAGAAAAUGCAGAAGGGACUGGCGAUGACGUGGACAAUCCUUGCUGCGCUCGUAGCCAUCGGCAUUCUGGCCGCGGUGGAGGCAGCGCCGUACCCUCAAGAACGAGCACUUUAUCUCGAUCAGCUUGAAGAGGAUCCCGAGAAAAUGUACGAAGUCCUGACGAAGUUGAACAGAUACCUACAACAGCAAGACAAUGAAAAACGAGGUGGAUUCGGCCUCGAUUUUGGAUUGAACCGCGGCUUCAGUGGUGCCCAGGCAGCAAAACACCUGAUGGGAAUGGCAGCGGCGAAUUACGCUGGUGGUCCGGGUCGAAGGCGCCGAUCAAAUCAGGCGUAAAUGCAUUAACUCCUUAGUCUGUCCUCAGAAGAAAAAAAAAAAGUAAAUGAACAAAAAAAUAAAAAACACAACCCCGCGAAAUUUUUACGUUCACGACUACUUUCAUUCCGCAUGAAGAAUUACUCU
This is a messenger RNA of Diachasmimorpha longicaudata, 625 nucleotides long. It is a transcript of the gene Dh31, whose product is annotated as diuretic hormone class 2. The transcript is spliced from 4 exons. The record is from RefSeq and is a predicted model, not a curated record. Gene Ontology annotation, biological process: body fluid secretion. Bases 170 to 499 code for a protein of 109 amino acids. NCBI's taxonomy places the organism in Eukaryota, Metazoa, Arthropoda, Insecta, Hymenoptera, Braconidae. Gene Ontology annotation, molecular function: G protein-coupled receptor binding; diuretic hormone activity.